GCUAAUAAAUUCUCAUAUAGACAGCUUAUACACCAAGACCGAGUCUAGUAUGGCAAUGUCAAGCUCGGCCGAGUCCAGCAUAUCUCUAAAACUUCUGAUGGACACCAAGGGAAAAAGAGUUCUGUUUGGUGAGGCAGGUAAGGACUUUACUGAUUUUCUCUUCAACCUUUUGUCUUUGCCUGUGGGAACAAUUGUCAGGCUGCUCUCAACCAAUGGCAUGGUGGGAUCCAUCGGUAAGCUCUACAAGAGCUUUGAAAACCUAAGUGACACAUAUAUACAACCUAAUGUACUCAACAAGGACACACUUCUCAAACCAAACUCACCAAUUGGUGGCUCUACAGCCCUUCUUUCGUUGACUACUACCAACCAAACAUCCCCGGCCAAAAGAGUAUACAUCUGUUCUUGGCCUUCAAAUAAUUAUCAAUCUGGUAGCGGUGGUUCUCUUUUUGCUACUGGUUACUCUAAUCGCAGUUGCAGCAAACAGCACGCAUCUGAUGACCCGCGGGCCAUUUGUCCCAAUUGCAAACGUAACACCUCCAUCGAGGUGCCGUAUGUCGCCCCGCCGGCUCCUAAAGUUGGGGGGUCAUCUUCUGAGGGAGGUUUUGUGAAAGGUGUCGUUACAUAUAUGAUAAUGGACAACCUCGAAGUCAAGCCCAUGUCUACCAUAUCAAGCAUUGCUAUGCUGAAUAAGUUCAAUGUUAAGGAGGUGGGUGCACUUGAGGAAAAGAUAGUUUCGGUAGGCAUGAAAGAGGGCUUGAAAUUGUUGAAGGCUUCGCUGCAGACGAAUACUGUUCUCACCGACGUUUUUCUAGAUUAGUAACUAAUUUGAAAACGUGUCCUGCACGUGUUGCAGUGCCGAAAUUACUUGAAUAGUUUAUUAUGUACUACAUAAUGAGAUGCAUAGUUUAAGUGUCUUUGAGUUAUUUUACAGAUAAUUGUUUUAUAAUUUUUGUCGAAACAAAAUUUGUUUUGAUUUAAACAUUUAUAUUCCGUUUGUUUCCCAGGUUUGAACCAUAAAAGCUCAAGGUCGAAAAGAUUGAGAAAUAGAACCAUCUGAUUUGAUUCGUUCUCAAUAGCCAUGAGAUGAUCAUCUUAGGGUGAUCCUUUUGUUGACGGAUGCUCCUAUUACACUCGUAGUCUCUGAAGGAUGAGAACCAACUAUGUAGCAUCUACAUCGAGAAUUCAAGUAUUGUAUACGUCAUUAGUCUUUUUAAUUCUAAGACCAGUAGUUCUAGGACUCGACUCGCUUCUUUCAAACUGUUUCUCAUUAUUAAGAAAGGGUAACAAACAUAAAAUACGAGCUUGUUUUAUAGCAAUAGUAAUUAAUCGUUGUUGUUUUAAGGUCAAUCUAUUCACCCGUCUAGAUAAUAUCUUUCCUUGUUCACUAAUAAAUCGACUAAUUAAACUCAUGUUUCUAUAAUUAAUUUGAUCCCCCGAUUGUAUCGGGGGCAAACGCCUACGAAAAGAUCGCUUAGAUUUAAGAAAGAGUCGCUUGGAUUUAUCCAUGAUUUUUUUAUUCCUUGU
This is a messenger RNA of Morus notabilis, 1524 nucleotides long. RefSeq lists its product as uncharacterized. Lineage: Eukaryota; Viridiplantae; Streptophyta; Magnoliopsida; Rosales; Moraceae. The record is from RefSeq and is a predicted model, not a curated record. The coding region runs from base 50 to 817 and encodes 255 amino acids. The transcript has 2 exons.